Zootoca vivipara (common lizard) is the source of this 3749-nucleotide messenger RNA. It is a transcript of the gene STAT2, whose product is annotated as signal transducer and activator of transcription 2. The record is from RefSeq and is a predicted model, not a curated record. Gene Ontology annotation, molecular function: DNA binding; DNA-binding transcription factor activity. Gene Ontology annotation, biological process: regulation of DNA-templated transcription; signal transduction. Lineage: Eukaryota; Metazoa; Chordata; Lepidosauria; Squamata; Lacertidae.
UUGGAUGAGUUGCGUGUGGGGGGGGGGAGGAGUCGUAGAGCACAUCUGGACAGGUGGAUCUGUUGGUGUUGGAGAUCUUGUUUUUAGUGUCCGGGAUCUGUUUAUGCUUUGGCAGAAGAUCGCGGCUCUCUCAGAUACCUGGGCUGCUUGCAGCAGGUCGGCAAGGAUUUCUGGCUUCCAGCUGCUUCGCGGCAUUGUCAGGUGUCAGCUGUCUUGACCCUCCGGCCAGCAAACAUGUCUCAGUGGCAACAGAUCCAGAAGUUGGACGGACGUUACCUGGACCAGGUGCACGAUCUUUACUCUGAAGACUGCCUGCCCAUGGAAGUACGAGAGUACCUUGCCUAUUGGAUCGAGGAGCAGAACUGGAGCCUAGCGGCACAAUCCGACCCCUCGCAGGCUUGCAGGCUUUUCCACACCAUGCUGGGGUUGCUUGACGAUCAACUUGGACGCCUUGUUUUGGGGGAAGAAAACAAUUCUAACAUGGUCCUCAAGCACAACCUGCGCCGCUCCAAACUCAACCUACAGGCCAAGUAUCAAGACCAGCCAGAGCAGCUGGCCAACUUCAUCGAUGGCUUGCUGAGAGACGAGCAAGCGAUCCUCGCAGAAGCCUUGGCCGCGUCGCGGGCACAAGUGGAGCCAUCGCCCGGUGCCUCUGUGGCCCUCAACCCGCAUCACAACAUUGAGGGCCGGCUCAUGGAUAUGCGAAGGACUAUUCAGGGUCUGAAAUGUUCCGUAGGCCAACUUGAGGAUCUGCAGGAUGCCUUUGACUUCCGUUACAAGACGCACCAAAUGUUGGUAAGUACGUACACUCCUGAGGUUAAAACCCGAAGAGAACGGGAGUUGAAGGACAUGCUGAAUAAUGUGAACCGCUGCCGCAAAGAACUGCUGGAUCGGAUCAGGGAGCUGCUAGGCCGCUCCGAUACCCUGAGGGACUUUCUGCUGGCAGAGCUAGCGGUGUGGCAAGAUUGCCAGCGGCGGGCGUGUAUCGGGGACAAUUGUGACACCAGCUUGACAGAACUGGAGAAGUGGUUCACCGAGAGUGCUGAGAACCUCUUCUAUUUGUUGCUUCUGCUUCGCACCCUGGAGGAGCUGCGCCAAAAGGUGUCCUACGAAGGAGAUCCCUUGCGUGUCCAGUUGCCCCAGCAGGAGAAGCGGCUGAAAGAGCAAAUUUCCUGUCUUUUGAAAAGUGCAUUUGUGGUGGAGAUUCAACCUUCCAUGCCAUUGCCCAACCGGCGGCCUCUGGUGCUGAGAACCAGCAACAAGUUCUCUGUCCGUGCCAGGCUCCUGGUGAAGCUCUUGGAUCGAAACCACCCGAUGGAGGUGAAGAUUGAGAUCGACCGGAACGCUGCUAAUUUGGAAAGGUUUCGGAGGUUCAACAUCUUGUCGUCAACCACCAAAACCAUGGUGAUGGACCGGCCCCAGGUGGAGGGGCUCAUCUGUGACUUCAAGUACAUUAUGCUGAAGGAGCAGAAAAACGCUUUGGGCAAAGGCAAGGGCGGCAAAGGGCUCGGUGAGGGAUUGUUGCCUGUCACAGAGGAGCUCCACACCAUCACUUUCAUCCUGGACUAUUGCUACCAAGAUUUUACAUGUCAGCUGCAGACAUCCACUCUGCCAGUGGUGGUCAUCUCUAAUACCAACCAGAUGUCCAGUGCUUGGGCCUCUAUCUUAUGGUGCCUCAUGUUCAGUCCAAACCCAACGAACCAGCCAUUCUUCUGCAAUCCACCUGCUGCCACCUGGGACCAGCUGUCCCCUGUCCUGAGCUGGCAAUUCUUGGCUGCUACUGACCGCGGCCUAAACACAGAUCAACUCAAGAUGCUGAGAGAGAAGCUCUGUGGACCAAAUGCAACGCCACAGAGCACAGUCACCUGGGCACAGUUUGCCAAGCCUACUUCGUACCUUUUCUCCUUCUGGACCUGGAUUGAUGGGAUCUUGCUCCUGAUUAAGGAACACCUCCUGCAACUCUGGAAGAACGAUCUCAUCAUGGGGUUCGUGAGCCGCAAGCGGGAGAGGAGUUUGCUGAAGAAGAAGAGGGCAGGCACCUUCCUGCUGCGCUUCAGUGAGAGCACCGCAAAUGGGGGCAUCACGUUUACCUGGGUGGACUUCGACGACACAGGUUCCCCCAAGUUCCAGUCUGUGGAGCCCUACACCUGCUCCGAGCUAAAGUACUUGGCGCUGCCAGACAUCAUCCAUGACUAUCAUUUCCUGGCUGUGGAGGAAAAAACUGAAAAUCCACUGAAGUACCUCUAUCCUGACACGCCCCGGGAUGCAGCUUUUUCUCCUUACUAUAGUGAACGCCGGGAAGCGGACCUGCCGGAAGAGAGGCGCUACUUGAACCGCCGUCUGAUCAGAGUCUCUUCUCAGCAGCAAGAAGAGGCCCAGGUUCCCAGGCUGAAUGGUUCGGCCUUUGCAGACGAUGAGCACUUGAACCACGAUGCGGCGGGAUUGGAGCAUGGCCUUCAAGUUCCCAGGCUGAAUGGUUUGCCCCUUGCAGACAAUGAGCACUUGAACAAUGAUUUGGUGGGGUUGGCGCGCAGCCUUCAAGGCCUUCUGUCCAACAGGCAAGAUCCUUUCCUUCCGCUGCCAGGUGAUGAUCAGUUGCCACCGCUGCCCAUUCAGCUGUUUGAGGCGCCUGAUGACAUCCCAGAACUGAAUGUGAUGCCUCAUGAGAUCCCAGAGCUGAACGUGAUGGCUGAUGAGAUCCCAGAGCUGAACGUCGAUGAAAGCGAUUUUCAGUAGGCUCCCAUGUACUGUCACUGCUCCCCACUUUGAUAAGACAAGCUGGCAUCUUCUUGGAAAUAAAAGCAGGUCCACCAGAGGAGGGUUGAUGGCGAUGGCGAUGAUUUCUGGCAAGAUGGAUGCCUAAAACUGUGGCUCUGCUCCCUUCCGACUGCCUGCUGUCUUCCUUGUGCCCCCGCAAUGGAGCAUGGCUUUCUUGUUAAUCAGUUCAAAGGGGAUGCUUGAACCACCUUUGAAGUUGCUCUUGAGCAUUCAAAUAGAGAGAGAGGCUGGAGACUGGGAAUGCCUGAAAAUGGGUGUGUAAGCAAUGAGAGUUCUGCUAGUUUGGGUUUUAAGUAUUUGGGGGCCACCACGCUUACCCAUCCCGUGUGCGGCUGCCGGCAUACCUGCCAAGUUACUGUCAGAAAAAUAAGGGACCAGGCCAGAAAUAGCAGGCCGGAAGUAGCGCUGCCGCCAUUUUGGAACUGGGCGGGGCAUGCUCAGAAGUGACUUUUGAUGCUGCUUUGCCCAGCUCCAAAAUGGCCACCGCGCCAGAAUAAACUGGGGAAAAGCAAAAAAAUCAGUUUUUUCAGCUAGGAACAGCUGGAAAAACGGGGAUUUCCUGGGGAGAACGGGAGACUUGGCAGCUAAGGCUGCCGGCUCAACCUGUAUAUUUGUAAAUAAGCAGGUGUUAUGUAAUAUAAUUUAUAUCCUUAUGAUGUCCUGUCCUGUACAGCUUCUCUGGAACGUCCCAUCAUUUGGAGAAGUAGAGGGUGGAAAUCAAACUGCAUAUUGGUACCUGCAAACGCAGACAGAGGUUGCUCUUUUCUCUGGAAUUUUGGUCCUUCUGUUCAGUCGUCUUUUCCAAUUUGUAUUUUUUUUCACAGACUGUUCUGCUAAUGCCAUUUCCAAAUCAUUGCAAUAGCCCAUAGGUUUCUUCUUUAUCCUCCCACAUCUUUUUCCAGACCUGAUCUGUGGCAGGGUUGGGGGUUUUGUGUGUGUCUGUUUUCGUAAUAAAAUUCACUUUUGCUGGC